Molecule: messenger RNA, 1100 nt
Organism: Neodiprion fabricii
Lineage: Eukaryota; Metazoa; Arthropoda; Insecta; Hymenoptera; Diprionidae
Product: UPF0235 protein C15orf40 homolog
Exons: 4
Coding region: 141-608 (155 amino acids)
Cellular component (GO): cytoplasm
Source: RefSeq, a predicted model, not a curated record
UCGUCGCUGCGUUUCUAGCAGCUCAGUUGAUAAUUUAGCAUCUAGGCCAGGGAGUCUGACAGAACGGAAUAAAAUCAGUCCGGGGUACGGAGAUGCCAUAAAAAAAAAAAAUAAAUAAAAAAUGAUGAGAGGAGCCGCCGAUGUUGGGACGAGUGGUGAUAAAAUUGUGUGACUUAAAAUUAGGCGCAGUGAAAAAAACGAGCAGCAUCUCGUUGCGAGAAAUGUCGAAGAAAGGAUCGUCCAAGAAGGCUAGGGAGAAGGUGAAAACAGUUUUUCUGCGCGUGUUUCAGCCUCGCCUUACUUGUCCAGUUACUUUGGACAAAAGCGGCAACGUGUUGAUCAAAAUUCAAGCCAAGCCGGGAGCCAAGCACAACAAUGUAACAGACAUUUCCGAAGAGAGUGUCGGAGUCGCUAUAUCAGCACCUCCGGUCGAUGGCGAAGCAAACACAGAGCUGGUGAAAUACCUGACGUCGGUACUGGGCGUAAGGAAAUCGGACGUGUCUUUGGACAGGGGUUCGAAGAGUCGUCAGAAGACCGUCAUCGUGUCUAAUCAGACCGUGGAAAAGGUUCUCGAAAAACUUCGAGAGGAAAUGCAGACGAGUGGUUGACUUCGGUUAAUUGUAUGUAUUUUGGGUAAAAAUUUGUUUUAACAUAUAAAUUUUAGGAUUAUCAACGAACUCUGUUAAAUGUCGAGUUGAAACAACAAGCACACUCAUACACACACAUAAAAAGCAUAAUCAUGCACACGUACGCAAAUAUAUUUAUAUCAGUAUAUAUAAACUGCAUUAAAUUACAUAUAUUAAAUACAAUCAUUUUUAAUUAACCAUCGUUAAAUACGCGCGGGAUCCACGUCUAAAAUAUGCAACUCUCAAAGUUUCGUUAUUUGAUUCCAGCGCGCGUGGCUCAAAGAAUUAAGAUAGUGUUAUAAAAUUAAUAUGGCGCUUUAAACGGCGUGAAAAACAUAUCCAACUCAAAUAUUCAGGGGGGUAAUCUCACAUCACGGUGACUUUUUUUCAAUAAUUUCUUUUUCGUAUUAAAAUUUAUAUAUAAUAAUGAUUUCAAAUUUUUACAUAUAAAAUAGGAAGAUAUAAAGCAAUGCG